This is a messenger RNA of Sinocyclocheilus anshuiensis, 701 nucleotides long. RefSeq names its product calcyphosine-like a (gene capsla). Lineage: Eukaryota; Metazoa; Chordata; Actinopteri; Cypriniformes; Cyprinidae. The transcript has 5 exons. The coding region runs from base 135 to 701 and encodes 188 amino acids. The record is from RefSeq and is a predicted model, not a curated record. Gene Ontology annotation, molecular function: calcium ion binding.
GGGGCGGAGAAACACGCAGGUGCACCUGAGAAACACGUGAGACUGCGCACUUCGCAAGAGACCACCGCAAAAGACAGACCAUCCUGAAGCUGCAGGCGACUGAAGUGGAUCCACCGAGACUGUGCUGAGGUGCUAUGGCCGCAGAUGCAGUGCUGGAGCUCAGGCAGCAGUGCCUCAAGAGAGGCGCGGCUGGAAUCAAGGGUCUUGGAAGGACGUUUCGCAUCAUGGAUGAUGAUGGCAGUAAAUCUCUAAACUUCCAGGAGUUCGAGAAGGGGCUGGAGAACUACGGCGUGUCUGUGGGGAAGGACAAAGCACAUCAGAUCUUUGCCAUGAUGGACAAGGAUGGAAGCCGCACUAUCAACUUUGAUGAGUUUCUUGAGAAAUUAAGGCCUCCCAUGUCGAGCGCACGGAGACAGGUGAUCGAUCAGGCUUUUCAGAAGUUUGAUAAGACAGGAGACGGCGUUGUGACCAUAGAAGAUCUACAGGGUGUCUACAACAGCAAACAUCACCCCAAAUACAAGAGCGGAGAGUGGACAGAAGAACAAGUCUUCCGCUCUUUCCUGGAAAACUUUGACUCUCCGUAUGACAAAGAUGGAAAGGUGACGCUGGAGGAGUUUGUGAACUAUUACAGCGGAGUCAGUGCUUCUGUCGACAGCGAUGAGUAUUUCAUCACCAUGAUGAAGAACGCAUGGAAGCUGUAG